AUGUCAAAGACUUGGGCCGACUUGAAAAGAAAUACAAGAGAAAAGGAAGAAAAAAGAAGAGCACAAAUUGCAAAAGAAGAAAAAGUUACAGUGAAGUUUAAUGACAUUGAAGAAUUGAUUAUAAAGAACAUAUUACCUGAGGAAGGCUUUGGAUUGGAAGAAGUGCCAGAAUUAGGAUUCGGAAAGAAUGAAACAAAGAAUAAACAAGUUAACAAGAUUUCUGUGGAAGUUAAAACUGACGAAGAAAAGGAACGUAAAAAGAAAAAAGUUCUAAAUGUGGAAAGAUUGGAAAAGGAGGAUGUCAAAGAGGAAAAGGAAAGCGAGGAUGAGGAGAAUGAGGGGGAAGAGUACAGUGAAGAAGGUGACGGCGAAUUGCAUGACAGUGAGGGAGAAUUGCAUGACGAAGAUGAUGUAGAGAUGAAGAAAAUUUUUAGAGAAAUUGAUAAUGAAGUGUUGCCUACAACAACAGCCGUGAAAAUGGAAACUGAAAAACGCAAAAGAAUAAAAUCCGGUGCUUGUGAAAAAAAGAUCAAAUUGGAAGAUCCAACAAGCAGCGUCACUGAACAAGUAAAAUACCAAGAACAGCAGAAUUUUUCAGUGAAAGAUAAAACAGCAUUACAAAUAAUGCAAAUGAAAUUAGACCUCAAACGCCAAGACAUUGAAUUGAGAAAGAGGAAGUUUGAAUUUAAAAAAAAGCAGCACGAAGAACAAUCAACAAUUUUGAAAGAAAUUUCGGGCUCUUUGAAAGUUCUUGCAAACAGAAAGGACUCCAUUAUUUAA
Leptopilina heterotoma is the source of this 780-nucleotide messenger RNA. RefSeq names its product stress response protein NST1-like. Lineage: Eukaryota; Metazoa; Arthropoda; Insecta; Hymenoptera; Figitidae. The transcript has 6 exons. The record is from RefSeq and is a predicted model, not a curated record. Bases 1 to 780 code for a protein of 259 amino acids.